AUGUGUUGCGUAAUGACCUUGUUAGUGGGCGGUUUUGAGUCCCACGUUUUAUUCGACUCUGGAGCAUCGAAUUGCUUCAUUACACCGGAGCGUGCCGAGAAGAGUGGCAUCCGGAGUAGCGCGGGCGAGAGCGCGGGCAUGGUCAAGGUGGCGGGAGGUGGAUUCUUGUCUACUUUGGGCCGUGCUAGAGGAGUCGAGAUCGAGAUUGCGGGGCAGUCAAUGCCAGCAGACUUAGUCAUCAGUCCGGUGGAGCUGUAUGACGUUAUUCUCGGGAUGGACUGGUUGUCACACUACAGAGUUCAUCUGGAUUGCUACAGAGGUAGAGUGGUCUUCGAGCGAGAUGCAGGGAGGUUGGUUUAUCAGGGAGUGAGACCGACUUCCGGGAGUAUUGUGAUAUCUGCUAUUCAGGCCGAGCAGUUGUUAGAGCGGGGCUGUGAGGCGUAUCUGGCGACGAUUUCUAUGUCUGAGUCAGGAGCUGGAGUUGUUAUGGGAGAUAUUGAGGUUGUCCAGGAUUUUGAGGAUGUCUUUCAGUCACUGAAGGGAUUACCACCAUCUCGGUCUGAUCCUUUCACGAUUGAGUUAGAGCCGGGGACAGCACCGAUAUCGAAGACGCCUUACAGGAUGGCGCCAGCUGAGUUGGCAGAGCUGAAGAAGCAGAUAGAGGACCUUUUGUCUAAGGGGUUCAUUCGACCGAGUGUUUCACCGUGGGGAGCACCGGUGUUGUUUGUGAAGAAGAAGGAUGGAGUUUCAGACUUUGUAUCGAUUACAGAGAUUGACUUGGCAUCGGGGUAUCAUCAGAUCCCGAUAGAUGAGGCAGAUGUCAGGAAGACUGCUUUCAGGACGCGUUAUGGGCAUUUUGAGUUUGUGGUUAUGCCUUUCGGUUUGACUAACGCGCCGGCAGCCUUCAUGAGAUUGAUGAACGACGUGUUCAGGGAGUAUUUGGACGUGUUUGUCAUCAUUUUCAUUGACGAUAUUCUGGUAUACUCGAGGAGUCAGGAGGAGCAUGCGACUCACUUGAGGUUGGUUCUGGAGAAGCUUCGGGAGCAGAAGCUUUUUGCUAAGUUGAGCAAGUGCAGUUUCUGGCAGCGAGAGAUGGGAUUUCUUGGCCACAUUGUUUCUGCAGAGGGAGUUUCUGUGGAUCCGGCUAAGAUUGAGGCUAUCAGAGAUUGGCCUAGACCUAGUAGUGCCACCGAGAUCAGGAGUUUUCUGGGUUUGGCAGGAUACUACAGGAGGUUCGUCAAGGGGUUUGCUACCAUGGCGCAGCCGAUGACGAAGUUGACCGGGAAGGAUGUCCCGUUUGUUUGGUCAGCUGAGUGUGAGGAGAGCUUUAGUCAGCUCAAGGAGAUGUUGACUACUACACCAGUGUUGGCGUUACCCGAGCCAGGGAAGCCUUACAUGGUGUAUACAGAUGCUUCAGGCAUUGGUCUUGGUUGUGUGCUGAUGCAGGAGGGCAGAGUGAUAGCAUAUGCUUCGAGACAGUGGCAGGGCAGUGAGCGUAACCGUCCUACACAUGACUUAGAGUUGGGAGCAGUGAUCUUCGCGUUGAAGAUUUGGAGGUCUUACUUGCUAGGUGAGACAGUACAGGUCUUCACGGAUCACAAGAGUUUGCAGCAUAUCUUCACUCAGCCGAUGAUGAACGCGAGACAGACGCGCUGGGUUGAGUUCUUGGCGGACUAUCAGGUGAGCAUUAACUACCAUCCGGGCAAGGCUAACCUAGUGGCGGACGCGUUGAGUAGACGGAGGUAUGAUUCCGCAGUUGAGCGAGAUGUGGAGUCUCUAGUUGGCGAGAUCAGUACCUUGCGUUUGUGUGCCAUUUCGCAGGAGCCUUUGGGUUUAGAGGCAGUGGAUCAGGCGGAUCUACUUAGCAGGAUCAGAGUUGCUCAGCAGAGUGAUCAGAGUUUGCUAGAUGCGACGAGAGUGACUGGUUCUGAGUAUGAGGUCUCUGCGAAUGGGACUAUCUUGGUUCGUGGGCGAGUUUGUGUGCCUAAGGAUGUGGAGUUGAGACAUCAGAUUUUGGGAGAGGCUCACGCGAGCAAGUUUUCCAUUCAUCCGGGAGCGACCAAGAUGUACCAUGACCUCAAGAGGUACUAUCAUUGGGUCGGGAUGAAGAGGGAUGUAGCAGACUGGGUUGCGAAGUGCAACACUUGUGCCUUGGUGAAGGCAGAGCAUCAGGUUCCGGGUGGUCUUUUGCAGAGUUUACCCAUUCCAGAGUGGAAGUGGGACAGGAUUACGAUGGAUUUCGUGGUUGGACUACCUGUUUCGAGGACUUUCGAUGCUAUCUGGGUGAUUGUGGAUCGGUUGACUAAGUCUGCACAUUUCUUGGCCAUCAAGAAGACAGAUGGAGCUGCUGUCUUGGCUAGGAAGUUUGUGCGAGAGAUUGUGAGGCUGCAUGGAGUGCCAGCUAGUAUUGUGUCAGACCGUGAUCCCAGAUUCACUUCAGAGUUUUGGAGGGCGUUUCAGGCAGAGAUGGGCACUAAGGUGCAUCUGAGUACAGCUUAUCAUCCGCAGACAGAUGGUCAGUCAGAGAGGACUAUUCAGACUUUGGAGGAUUUGCUGAGGAUGUGUGUGUUGGAUUGGGGUGGCCAUUGGGCAGAUCACCUGAGCUUAGUUGAGUUUGCAUACAACAACAGCUUUCAGGCGAGUAUUGGCAUGGCUCCAUUUGAGGCUUUGUAUGGGAGGCCAUGUAGGACACCCCUAUGCUGGACCCAAGUGGGGGAGCGCAGCAUGUAUGGAGCUACUUAUGUUCAGGAGACGACAGAGAAGGUUCGUGUUGUGAGGCUGAACAUGAAGGAGGCUCAGGAUAGGCAGAAGAGUUAUGCAGAUAGACGCAGACGAGAGCUUGAGUUUCAGGUGGAGAUAGAGUUUAUCUCAAGAUGGCUAUGUUGA
Molecule: messenger RNA, 2886 nt
Organism: Microthlaspi erraticum
Lineage: Eukaryota; Viridiplantae; Streptophyta; Magnoliopsida; Brassicales; Brassicaceae
Source: the annotation of a GenBank genome assembly